Messenger RNA from Delphinapterus leucas (beluga whale), 3823 nucleotides. RefSeq names its product golgi membrane protein 1 (gene GOLM1). The record is from RefSeq and is a predicted model, not a curated record. Gene Ontology annotation, cellular component: Golgi apparatus. Lineage: Eukaryota; Metazoa; Chordata; Mammalia; Artiodactyla; Monodontidae.
GCGGCGGCGUUGGAGGCUGCGCGGGGCGCGGAGCGGGCGGGAGCGCGAGGCCGGCGGCGGUGGGAGAGCGGCCCGGGCGGCCUGGGAGCCGGGCCUCGCAGCACCGAGCGGCCACCGGAGCCGCUGCAGGAGAUUCUCAGCCUGGUCUGUGAGAUGAUGGGAUUGGGAAACGGGCGUCGGAGCAUGAAGUCGCCGCCCCUCGUGCUGGCUGCCCUGGUGGCCUGUAUCAUUGUCCUGGGCUUCAACUACUGGAUUGCGAGCUCCCGGAGCGUGGAUCUCCAGACGCGCAUCGUGGAGCUGGAAGGCAGGGUCCGCAGGGCGGCAGCAGAGCGAGGGGCCGUGGAGAUGAAAAAGAACGAGUUCCAGGGGGAGCUGGAAAAGCAGCGGGAACAGCUGGACAAAAUUCAGUCCAGCCACAACUUUCAGAUGGAGAGCGUCAACAAGUUAUACCAGGAUGAAAAGGCAGUUUUAGUGAAUAACAUCACCACCAGCGAGAGGCUCAUCAGAACCUUGCAAGACCAGUUAAAGGCCCUGCAGAAGAAUUACGGCAGGCUGCAGCAGGAUGUCCUUCAGUUUCAGAAGAACCAGACCAACCUGGAGAGGAAGUUCUCCUACGACCUGAACCAGUGCAUCAAUCAGAUGAAAGAGGUGAAGGAGCAGUGUGAAGAGCGAAUAGAAGAAGUCACCAAAAAGGGAAACGAGGCUGUAGCUUCCAGAGACCUGAGUGAACAAAAGGACCAAAGCCAGCAGCUCCAAGCCCCCAGUGAGCCCCAGCCCAGGCCGCAGGAAGCAGGCCUGCCCCAGGCAGAGGUGCCACAAGCAAGAGGGAACAUGCCCAGCAACAGCGAGCCCCAGACACCAGUCCCCAGUUCUGAGGCGGCUUUGGAUUUGAAGAAACAAGGCGAGAAAGAGGGAACCAAGGAGAUUCAGGUCGUCAGCAAGGAGGAGCUUCAGAGGGAUGGCCUGGGGCUGUCGAAGGAGCCGGGGCGAGAGCAGAAUGCGGAAGAAGACAGACGUGUGGGCGGAAAAGGCCGUGGAGAACCCGGAGAACUGGGCCAAACCCCACAGGUGCCAGCUGCCCUGUUGGCAAGCCAGGAGAAUCAGGAGAUGGAGAGCCCUGAGCGGGACCAGCUCGUCAUCCCCGACGGGCAAGAGGAGGAGCGGGAUGCCGACGAGGAAGGGAGAAACCAGCAAAAACUGGGAGCAGAAGAUGACUACAACAUGGAUGAAAACGAGGCAGAAUCUGAAACAGACAAGCAGGCAGCCCUCGCGGGGAAUGACAGAAACGGAAAUGGUAUUUCAUGAGAAGAUCAACACCAGCAAUAGAACACAGGUUCUCCUUCAAGUACGGCAGCAGUAGUUCUACUGUGGAAGUAACUUCUGACGUGAAGGAGGCCCACCGCACUUGCAGAGCUCCUUGUCCUCGGUCCCCUCUGGAGUCAUUCUCUUCUCCACGUGCUGUGCUGAGUGACGGGUACCAGCCCCUGUUAUUUCUCCUCGGUGGGCACUGAAUGAUUUUUGGUUUGUCUUCUUGUACCCACCUCUGGUUCUGACAGUCAGUGGCCUAGAGCACUGAGUGUUAACACAAACAUCACUAGCAACAGUGUUAAACAAGUCUAAACACAAAGGUGUUCUGUGCGAUAAUUUUUUAAGAUUACUUGUAUAAUAACCCUUGUCAUUAAUGUACAAAAUGCUUUUAAGUGACUUGUAAUUUGAAUACUUGUGAUGUAUACUUGCUUUGCUUAAUAUGUGUGGGCAAAGCAAAAUCUUGUGUAACAAGCCCUUAGACUUCUGUGGAUUAGACUUUUGACACAGCAGGGGCCAGAGCAGAGCUGACCCUGGCUGCCUGCGGCAGAACAGUGAGGGCAGCACAGUACUGUGGGGAGAACCGCCUACUUCGCUACUAGAAGAGAAGAAGAGAAAGUUAAUGUUGAAGGAUAUACAUACAUCAUUACAGAUUAGAAAGUCAAGAGAAAUGCAGUAGUUGUUUGUGUCAGUUUACAUUUAGCAUGUGGUAAAGGACUAUCACAAAACUGAUUUAAAAAUCAAAAGUUAAUCUGAAAACGACUAAUCAUAAUUUACAUUAAUAGUGAUGUCAGGUUUGACUCGAGUUGGUUCUUAACAUUUUAAGGUAAAUAGGCUCUUGCCGGGCUUGUGAAUGACUGGCAAAGUCACACUAAUGACCUUUAGUGAGGCUCUCUAAAGGGUAGGUGGGUGGUGAUGCUUAUUAAAAUACAUUUUGAGUCAUGGGAUUUGAGAUGCAGGGGCCUCAGGUCAUUGGACGUAACUAACUCCCUUGUUUACAGAGAAGAAACUGGGGCCCGGAGGAGUUCUGAAGCUUCUCCAGGCCAGCAGCCCGUGAGCUGGAGUGCCUGCGUCCCGGCCAGCUGUGAACUCCAGGUGCCACUGGCAGUCACCGAGGGCAGGUCCUGGUUUGCAUUCAGGUUAAGAUGUCCAACUCGAAUGCUGUGUGAUAUUCUCCUACCUAAUCACUAAGAUUAAACUUUCUACCCAGAAAAGGCAACUGAAGCAGGGUAUGAAAGUAGCUUUAUAAAUCUAAGUCCUUGUCCAGCCUCCCUCUGUGUCUUAGUCUUAGGGUUGAUAUUCUCUCUUGCUUAGCCUUUAUUCAUCAAAUGUUUAAUCAGUGUGCCUAGAGUUGCUGAGAAAUAAAACACUGUUAGUUCAACUUUUAAAACUGCUUUCAGUUUUCCCUUCAUCCCCUGUUGGAUCCCUAAGGAAUCAGCUUGUAAACUGUGGAUUAAGCAUGGUGGUUUGCCUUAUAAAUUCAACCUUUCGUGGAAUGAGAUGUCAUUGUAAAUUUAAAAAAUCAUGAUUUCAUCUCCUAUACAGAGGCACCAAAAGGCCAUUUGUUCAGGAGGUGUGUACUUUAGCUAUUUCUUCAAGCAGUCAUGCUUUAUUACUGUUGACUUCCCUUGGGAUCACAGACACCUCUUCCAAGGAAUAAUCUAGAGGUGUCACGGUUGUUUAAAAAACAAACAAAACCUGUGUAAUAAGCAUCAAAUAGAUAUCAGACCCCCAACCUUGGUCUUUUGGGUUCAUCCAAAAUUAAACCAGCAGGUAGUCCAGUUUUUAAUAGGUUUAUAUAAACUCUUUGAUUCACAACCCUCCUCUAUACUCUCAGAUGGUGAGCAGACAGGAGUGAUGAUUCAGUUGAUCUUUUUUCCUGCAGGUAGGACUAAAGCAAUUUUGGAUUAGAUUUCAUGAAUUAUCUUAAUUACCACACAACCAUUGUCUGUUAAGUCAGUGCUGUCAUUACAUAACUAGAUUGAUAACUAGCCUGAUAGUUUUAAUUGGUAAUAGGUGGCUAUCUAUUCAUAGUAGAACUUGGAAUGGUGAAAGAGAAGUGUGAUUUCAGGGUCCUUUAAGGUCCAGGGGGAAGUGGUCUAUUCCCACUAUGUAUUUUAGCUUAAAAGAUUAUUAUAAAUAAAUGAUAAUUUAUAGGACACUCAACAACUUCUAACACUUGUCUUUGAAAUAAGUUUGAAAACAAAUAUAUACAUUUUAAAGUUUCCAUUAACUGUGGGUUAUAUUAACAUUUUUCACAUAGUUAGCUUAGACUGAAAAUGUUCAUUAGUGUUAGAAAGUUGGGGAAAUGGCUUAUCUCGUGUAUUUAAAUGUUCGUGUGUUUGUGUACUAUUUCAGCUCAGAGGGCAACACUUAAAGUGUACUAACUAAGCCACUGUUCCGUAACAGCUGGUUUGUAAAAUUCUGGUAACAUAUACACGGAAGGAUUACACAGAAGUAGUUAUCUUAUCAUGCACUUUAAAAAAACAAACAAAGAAACAAAAAUACUAAACUAAAA